Messenger RNA from Racocetra persica, 520 nucleotides. NCBI's taxonomy places the organism in Eukaryota, Fungi, Glomeromycota, Glomeromycetes, Diversisporales, Gigasporaceae. The record is from the annotation of a GenBank genome assembly.
GAAAUGAACAGUUUUGUGGGUCAAGAUAGCCAUAAUUUUGAGGAAAUAAAAGUCAAAUUUGAGGAUAAUAAAUUUUAUAGUGAAGAUGAGGAUGAAUUUAAUGAUGAAAGCGACAAUGAAUUUGCUAAUGAAAUUAAUAAAAUGCUCGGACAAGAUUAUAUUACAGCAAAAGACAUUCUUAAUACUGCACAGGAAAUUGCUAAGUGUCUUAGAUUUGCAGUAACAAUCAAAAACAGUAGUUGUCGCCAUUUAUAUCUUCAAUGCAAACGUGGUGGUCAACCCCGUAAUACCUCAAAUUUAACAGUAGACACGCGCAAAAGAAAGAGAAUGAGUAAACAUUGUGGAUGCCAAUUUCUUUUAAAGGCAGUACUACAAAAUUCUAAAUGGCACGUUACUGAAAUAAUAAAUAAGCACAAUCAUCCUAUGACCAAAGAUGAAAGAAUUUUCUAUGAACAUCAUCAGUUAACGCAGAAAACAAGAAGUGCGGCUGUGCGAAUGUUGAAAGCAGGAGCAAGACCGA